AUGAACAACUGGGGCAGCCUGUGGGAGGGACAGCACGAGCAGGCUGAACCUUGCGAUGAAGGCUGCAUUUUUGGCUCCUCAGACGACGAAGAACCUGGCGAGCUGCUCGAGUGUUGCGAUGAGCAGCGGCCGCAAGCACUGCAGUCUCUGGUGGUCAAUGCCUCUGUCAAGGAGGGCGUCACUGUCCGCGACUACGUGCCUGCCGUCCACCUGUGGUUAAUGGAGCACUUUGACGCCAUCUCCUCCGCUGCUAAUGUGUGGGACAAGGCACCAGCAGACCAGAAGCUGGUGGUGAACUGCGUUUAG
This is a messenger RNA of Metarhizium acridum CQMa 102, 306 nucleotides long. RefSeq lists its product as uncharacterized. The record is from RefSeq and is a predicted model, not a curated record. Lineage: Eukaryota; Fungi; Ascomycota; Sordariomycetes; Hypocreales; Clavicipitaceae.